Lethenteron reissneri (Far Eastern brook lamprey) is the source of this 4981-nucleotide messenger RNA. It is a transcript of the gene RNF123, whose product is annotated as ring finger protein 123. NCBI's taxonomy places the organism in Eukaryota, Metazoa, Chordata, Hyperoartia, Petromyzontiformes, Petromyzontidae. The record is from RefSeq and is a predicted model, not a curated record. Gene Ontology annotation, molecular function: ubiquitin-protein transferase activity; protein binding. Gene Ontology annotation, cellular component: cytoplasm.
AUGUCCGCGCUCCCGAUCCGUGUCAUGAGGGAGGGCGCCGAUUCAACGCCCGUGUCGUUCUGUGGACGCGGAGCUGCGUUGCUUUUCACGAUAAACGAGUCGCGCUGCAGCAGCACCCUUGGUCUCAUUGCACCAGCGGGACACUUCACAGAAUAUUCUAGAAUCCAUUGGUGUGCCGCCGUCCCGUGGCCCCCGUGUGCGUGCGCAGGCAAGUGGAUGUACGAGGUGCUGCUCUCCUCCAAAGGGCUCAUGCAGAUCGGCUGGUGCACCCUCGACUGCCGCUUCAACCAGGAGGAGGGCGUGGGCGACACCCCCAACUCGUACGCUUACGACGGCAACCGCGUGCGCAAGUGGAACGUCACCACCACCAACUACGGCAAGCCGUGGGCGGCGGGCGACGUGGUCACGUGCCUCAUCGACCUGGACGACGCCUCCAUCUCCUUCUGCCUCAAUGGGCUGUCCAUGGGCGUCGCGUUCCCCGAUGUGCGGCUGGGCCCGGGCUGUGCCUACUUCCCCGCCAUCAGCCUCUCCUUCCGCGAGAACGUCUCCUUCAACUUCGGCAGCCGCCCGCUGAGGUACCCCGUGGAGGGUUACCGGCCCCUGCAGGACCCCCCGACCAUCGACCUCAUGCAGGCGCAGAAGCUCAUGGGAUACUUCCAGGUCGCCAUGGAGACGUGGAUCGACCCCAGGGACGGGAGGGUGGUGUCGCGCGAGGACUCGCGGAGUCUGUCGCGAGGGGACGCCGCCACCACCUUCCUCCUCGCCGCCGUGCACGUCUUCCACAAGCUCGCACCGCUGCUGGCCAAGGCCUACGUGGUGGACGAGGUGCUCCUCAAGUUCCUGCUCAGCCUGCAGACGCGGGCCUCGGGCUCCGUCGCCACGGAGACGCCGGCCAUCUUGCACACGCUGGACCUGCUGUGGGCCCUGCUGGAGGAGUUUGAGGUGCACAGCUGCCUGAAACAGCUGAUGAUGACGCUGCUGCGAGCCUUCCGCUUCUCCCCCGUGACGCCCGACAUGACGCCCCAGAUCCAGCACCUGCGCCUCGUCCUCGCCAUCCUCAAGCACGAGAAGUCACGGAAGUUCCUCCUCGGCAACGUCCUGUUCGACGUGAUGCGCUUCGUGGUGUUCUGCAACGUGAAGACGCCGCUGCGCGUGGAGGAGGCCGGACUCGACGAGACCAUCCCCGUCACCUGGUGGCCCACGCAACUCCAGCAGCAGCAGCAGCAGCAGGGCAGCAGGGAGGAGGCGGAGGAGAGCGCCGAGGAGCGGCACAAGCGGCGAUCGUACGAGCGCGGCUGCCAGCGCCUCAAGAAGAGAAUAGAAGUGGUCGAGGACCUGCAGGUGGCCAUCCUCAAGCUGCUGCUCAACAACAAAGACAAGAACUCGCAGGGGGAAGCCUCGCGCUACAUCUUCCUGUCCAAGUUGAGGAAGUUCCUGCAGGAGAACGCCUCCAACAGGAACCCCACCAUGCUGUGCCCCCCCGAGUACAUGCUGUGCUUCAUGCACCGGCUCAUCACCGCGCUGCGGAGCUGCUGGGACGGGCACCGGCAGCGCAGCGCCCAUGCGCAGCCCAGCGAGGAAGCGUACGUGCCCCCGCAGCUCUUCUACAACGGCAAGGUGGACUACUUCGACCUGCAGCGGCUCGGCGGCCUCAUCACCCACCUCAAGAAGACGCUCAAAGACGACCUGGCGGCGGUCGGCGUGACGGUGGAGGCCGCCGAGCUGAGCCCCGUCUCCAUGGACGACCUGGACGACGUGGAGGAGGCCGGCCUCGGCCUGCCGGUAACGAGGCGCGCGGGCGGCAUCGGCGACAUCGGCGCCAACGGCGCAGCGGCGCAGGCCGCGCGCCUCGGCAUGUCGAUGUUCCGCGGAGGGCUGCUGCCGAACCCCAUCGGCGGGGCGGCCGCCCCUAUUCUGAGCGCGGCCUCGGCGGCCCUGGCGGCUAGGCGAGCCCCGGGCUUCGCGAGGCCCCGCCAGGCCACGACGGAGAUGGAGCAGCGCACGGAGGAGGAGGUCGAGACGGGCGUUCUGCACGGACGCCCGAUCACGGAGGCCGAGGACCCGCCCGGCGACCACUCGCUCAUCGAGAUCCUCGACGGCAUCGUGAUGAUGUACAGCAUGAGCGUGCACCAGCAGCUGGGCAAGAUGGUGGGCGUGUCGGACGACGUGCGGGAGUUUGCCGUGGCGCUGAGGGAGACGGAGGAGAAGAUCGCGCGGUGCCCACCGCAGCGGCGCGACGUGCUGGAGGAGCUCCAGCGCAGCCGGGACGUCUUCCUGGACAAGCUGAACCAGCUGAGCCGGCGCCUGGCGUGGAUCAACACGACCAUCUACUCGCAGGAGCGACUGCGUGACGUGUACUGGCUGCUGCGCGUCUGUCUGCGCACGGUGGAGCGUGCCGACCUCACGGGCCCGCUGCUUGGCUUCCUGCCCGAGUUCUACGUGAGCGCCGCCAUGGGCUGUUACAGCGCCAUCAAGAACUACUUCAGCCCCGUCAGCUGCCCCGACGAGCUGCCUGGGUACCAGCAGACCCUCACCCAGCUCGCCACCAUCCUCACCAAGCACUUUGUGGACUCCAGGAUCAUCGGCACCGACAUCAAGGACUCGCUGAUGCAGGCACUCGCCAGCUUCGUCUGCUACCCCGACUCGCUGAAGGCCGUGGAGCGAACCCCCGCCGACAUACGCGUGUCCAUGAUGCGCAGCCUCCUGGCGCCAUACGAGCAGCGGCCUUGGGCUCAGACCAACUGGAUCCUCGUCCGGCUGUGGAAGGGCUGUGGGUUUGGGUACCGCUACACGCGGCUGCCUCACCUGCUGCGCAUCAAACCUGAGGACCUCAACAACCCCACGCUGCAGAAGCCGUGCCCGUCGCGCGCCCUGCAGGCCCACGCGGCGACGCUGCUCAGGGAGGAGGCGGCGCUGGCGGCCGGCUUCAUCAACAGCGUCCUCAACCAGCUCAACUGGGCCUUCUCAGAGUUCAUCGGCAUGAUUCAGGAGAUCCAGCAGACAGCGGAGCGUCCGGAGCGCAACUACAUCGACAGCCGGCAGCUGAAGGUGUGUGCGACGUGCUUCGACCUGUCCGUGUCGCUGCUGCGCGUGCUCGAGAUGGCCACGAGCCUGGCACCAGAGGCCUUCACCGACUUCAGCCGGCCCUCGGCCGAGCUGCUGCUCACACGGCUGGCGCAGCUCAUCAACCAGGUGCUGAAUCGCGUGACGUCCGAGAGGAAUCUGUUCGACCGAGUCGUCAACCUCCGUCUGCCAGGGCUGGACACGGUGGAUCACUACCCCAUCCUCGUGUCCCUCACCGGCAUCCUCGUGCAGCUCCUGGUGGAUGGAACCACCCAGAGUGCGGAGAGGGCGUCGCGCGCUCUGCUGGCCGACCCCUGCUUCCAGCUGCGCUGCGUCCAGUACCUGCUGGGGGAGACGACGCACGAGCCGGAGCGCCCACGGGGGGCAGCCACGCCCGACAAGCGCUUCUCCCUGCGCAGCUACGUGGACUUCGUUAGCGCCGAGGAGGUGGAGAAGGUGACGAAGAUGAUCGCUCGGCUCAGCGACGAGACCAAGCAAGCUGCCGCCGCUGCCAUGCCCACGGACGAGGAGGACCUGUGCCCCAUCUGCUACGCCCACCCCAUCUCCGCCCUCUUCCAGCCGUGCACCCACAAGUCCUGCAUGGCGUGCAUCCGCCAGCACCUGAUGAACAACAAGGAGUGCUUCUUCUGCAAGGCGCCCGUCACCGCCGUGGAGGCCUACACCAAGACCCCCCCCGCCUCCACGCCCACCGGCCCCUAGCUGCUCGCUCACCACGCUCGCUCACCACGCUCGCUCACCACGCUCGCUCACCACGCUCGCUCACCACGCUCGCCAUGUUCACUCUCGCUCACCACGCUCGCCACAUUCACCUCUGGCAAGCCCACACUCGCCACACUCGCCUGCUCACCCACGCUCACCGAGUGCAGCGCUCACCACAAUCACCCGUCACACUCGCUGCCGCCAACUGCAAUGCUCACCACGCGCAUAUCCGCCCACCCUCGCUCACCCUCGUUCACUCAUAGCCUCUCUCACACACACACGCACCUUGACACACGCACCUUGACACACGCACACACAUGUUUGCCGUGUAAGCGAUUCGUCGAGUAGCGCUAACUGUGAAACUCGCGAUACAUAACUCGCUUCGCUUCACGCGUGCCAACAAUCUCAUGCAUUCAUACAAACCCCGCGCAGGCGUUCCGCAGACAGGCGAGUGGGACACACCAAUGGGAACGCCCGAGACAAGCGGCACAAACACACAAUCGUGUUUGCUUCAAUCAAAUCCUUGACAGCUCCUCCAACCGGCAACGUGCGUGUGUACGUCACGUGCCUCUACCAUAUCUACUUGUACAGGGCCUACCAGGAGCAUUUAACCCCCCCCCCCCCCGAGCCGCGCUCACAAGAGGGAUCGACACGACGGGGCCGGCGUUGUCGUCGCUGGCGAGUAUAGGAAGAGGGGGGGGGGCAGCACCCACGUGGCAUUGGUCCUGGGCCCCCCGGGCUCACGCACCACGGGGGGCCCGGGGUGGGGGGACGGCUCUUGGGGAGCGCCACUGCCGGAGAGAUGGGGGGCGCCGCUCCGACGAGAGCUCCCUCAGGCACGCGAAGCGACUGCGGGGGGGGGGGGGGGGGGGGGGCUGUAGUCCCUUGUCACGUGGGAGGGGGGGGCAGGUCCGUUACCCGGAACGUCCGUUCUUUUUAAAACGUCGCCCGUGUAAUCGCGCGCGGCGGUGCCUUUGCGAUCGAGUGAAUCGGCUUUUAAGAUAAUAAUAAUAACGACGAUGAUGACGACGAUAACCGCAUGCAGGUGAAGCGCGGCACGACUAUAACCACCGCGUGCACCCCCCCUCCCCCCCCCUCGUGCCGCACCAGCGGCCUCGUGGGCGGCUCUCGACAAUAAACAGCGACGGUCCCGCUGCUGCCGCCGCCGCCGCCGCUGGUGGUGGUGGUGGUGGUUUUA